ACAUAGAAAAAGAGAGAAUAUGAAAAUGGGCAGUGUCCUCUUGUUCUCCGUCAUGUUGUUCAUUCUGGUGGCGGCAUCCAAUGCUCAAAACUGCUCCAGCAUAGCAUUCUCCAACGGCAGACGCUACGGCAACUGCAACUCUCUCCCCGUCUUAGAUUCCUCCAUCCACUGGAACUACCACCAGAACAACCGCACCGCCGACAUCGCCUACCGCCACACGCAAAUCAACUCCUCCAACUGGGUUGCAUGGGCCCUCAAUCCCACGGGCUCCCGCAUGCUCGGAGCUCAGGCCUUGGUCGCCUUAGUCGAAGCAGGAGGCACCGUCCGUCCCUACACCGCCCCCAUAUCCAGCUACACCACCGGACUGCAAGAGGGAAACCUGAGCUUCCGAGUUCCCUCUCUUAACGCUGAAUUCGUCAACGACACUCAGAUCAUCAUAUACGCAACUAUCGAGCUUCCGCAGGGAACCGCCACCAGCUUUUCUCACCUCUGGCAGCACGGCGACGUCUCCGGAACAAACCUCCUUCAGCACCCCCUCACUGCUGAUCACACCAGCUCGCGAGGGACUAUUGAUUUUGCUCCGGAGGCAGCCGCUGCACCACCGACCACAACCACAACCACAACCACAACCACAACCACAACAAAUAACUGCCCGCCGCAUAGUUUCUCAAACGGGAGGACAUUCUCUGCGUGCAACGCCCUUCCCGUCCUCAACUCCUUCCUUCACUGGAACUACCACGACGGCAACAACUCCGUGGACAUAGCCUACCGUCACACCGGAGUCAGCCGCUCCAACUGGGUGGCGUGGGCCCUCAAUCCCACCGGGAACAACAUGAUCGGAGCGCAGGCCUUGGUGGCUUUCUUCAACUCCAGCGGUGAGCUCCACGCCUACACCUCUCCGAUCACCAGCUACACCACCUUACUGCAAGAAGGAGAAUUGAGCUUCCGCGUGCCUGUCAUAUCCGCCGAAUUCAUCGCCGGCGAUCAGAUCAUCAUAUACGCUACUCUCAAUCUUCCUGCUGGGGCUACCACCUUCACUCAGCUGUGGCAGCACGGCCCCGUCUCCAACGGCAUCCCUCGCGAGCAUUCCACCAGCGGAGACAACGUCAGGUCCAUCGGGAACAUUAAUUUCGCCACCGGAGCCAGCACGCCCGCGGCCGCAGGAGGAUCCAGACAGCGUAAAAGAAAUGUUCAUGGGGUGUUAAAUGUGGUGAGUUGGGGAAUGUUGAUGCCAAUGGGAGCCAUGGCGGCCAGGUAUUUGAAGGUGUUCAAAUCAGCCAAUCCCGCGUGGUUUUACAUCCACGUCACCUGUCAGGCUUCCGCCUACAUUGUUGGUGUUGCCGGCUGGGGCACCGGCAUCAAACUCGGCAGCGACUCUGUAGGAGUCCAGCAUAACGUUCAUAGAAACAUUGGGAUCACCCUCUUUGCUCUCGGAACACUUCAGGUUUUUGCCCUGCUUUUGAGGCCCAAGCCCGACCACAAGUAUCGAUUCUACUGGAAUAUUUACCACCAAGCCAUAGGAUAUGCUGUGAUCAGCCUUAGCAUUGCCAACAUUUUCGAAGGCUUAGACAUUUUGGACCCAGAGAAAAAAUGGAAAAAUGCAUAUAUCGGGGUGUUGAUAUUUUUGGGUGUUUGUGUUGCUGUAUUGGAAGCAUUUACAUGGUACCUUGUGAUCAAGAGGAAAAGGGUCGAUAAGCAAUCUCACCACGUAACUAACGGAGUCAAUGGAUACCAAGCUUGAUUUGGAAUCAUAUUUUUUUUUUUUUGUAGACUACUAUUUUGUUAUUCAUUUGCCAUGUACAAUCACAUAGAGGGACAUACAUUUGUACUUUUCCUUUUUGCUCUUUGUAGUACUAUUCCAGGAUAUUUAUUCACUUAUGAUUUUGAUUCA
Salvia hispanica is the source of this 1891-nucleotide messenger RNA. Its product is annotated as cytochrome b561 and DOMON domain-containing protein At5g47530-like. The record is from RefSeq and is a predicted model, not a curated record. Lineage: Eukaryota; Viridiplantae; Streptophyta; Magnoliopsida; Lamiales; Lamiaceae.